GUAAGAAAACGUGAAGCUGGUUCUCCCGGUAACCAGUUGACAACACAUUGUUUUUGAAAGAGAGAGAGAGAGACUAGAGAAGACGACUAGGUCUGCUCUCUUCGCUGCCUGCGACCUAUAGCUGUUACUUUCUCUCCGACGGAUUCCUCUUCUGCUGUAAAAGGAUCAGAGGAUUCCAAGGAGAAUGCGCCUUGCUUAGACCUAUUCAUUGCAGCCAAGAGAAGGUUGCUAUAGCUGAAGCACUAGUUAGGUUUCUUUUUUUUUUAGCGGGGGAAGGGGUUUUUGAUACUUUUGGAUAUGGGUAUGGACUUAGCUGAUAAGGAGAACACGACCCCACCUUUAUUUGAAUUCUGCAAUUGCUACAAAGUUGCUAGCCUUACCCAAACCAUUCUCAACCCGGUCAACGUUUCCAGCUUAAAAGACCGUUACGUCCUUGGGGAACAGUUAGGCUUGGGUCAGUUUGGUGUGAUCAGAGUAUGUUCUGAUAAGUUCACUGGAGAGAGGCUUGCCUGCAAGUCUAUCUCCAAAGACAGACUGGUUACGCAGGACGACAUGAAAAGUAUCAAACUCGAGAUUGCGAUUAUGACUAAGUUAGCUGGGCAUCCGAAUGUUGUGGAUCUCAAAGCGGUUUACGAGGAGGAGGAUCAUGUGCAUCUUGUGAUGGAGCUUUGCGCAGGCGGCGAGCUUUUUCACAAGCUUGAGAAGUAUGGAAGGUAUUCUGAGGUCCGUGCCAGGGUGCUCUUCAAGCAUUUGAUGCAAGUGGUCAAGUUUUGUCAUGAUAAUGGUAUUGUCCACAGGGACUUGAAGCCUGAGAACGUUCUCAUGGCCACUGUGUCUUCAUCAUCUCCUAUCAAAUUGGCUGAUUUUGGUUUGGCAACGUAUAUCAAGCCCAGAGAAAAGUUAAACGGGACGGUUGGUAGUCCGUUUUAUAUAGCCCCGGAAGUGUUAUCAGGGGGGUAUAACCAAGCUGCUGAUGUAUGGAGUGCAGGGGUUAUUUUGUACAUACUUCUCAGUGGAGUGCCUCCCUUUUGGGGAAAGACUAAGUCCAAGAUUUUUGAUGCUGUCAGGGCCGCAGAUUUGAGGUUUUCUGCUGAGCCAUGGGACCAUAUAACUUCAUACGCCAAGGAUUUGAUCCGUGGGAUGCUUUGUGUUGAUCCUUCCCAAAGGUUAACAGCUGAUGAUGUCUUAGCUCACUCUUGGAUGGAGGAGUUACCUGAGUCAGGACAAGAACAAUAUGAUCAAGAUGGGUUUGGAUGUGAAGGGUUGGAGAAUGGUGGAUGCUCUUUCUCCACAGAGUGUGUUUCUAGGGAACAAGACUAUAGCUUUAGGAUGGGGCAGUUAGAGGAAUCGAUAGAUAACGAUUGUAGAUCUUCAUUCUCCUCUUUCUUACCCGCGGUUAACAACAACGUAGCGCCAACUUCUGUUUUUGGUGGAUUUUCUUUUGGUUGUGAACAACCUGAAUCAACCUCUGUUGGCUUUCCAUCAAGUGGUGUCCCAUCUAUGCCAAGCUUUACCUUUUUUAGUCCGAGUCCGGCAACGACACAGAACAACAACACUCAUGAAACAGAUGAGGAACUUAGAGACUCAAGCCCAAAGAGGUUACUACCUUCACCAGAUUCUUCCUCGCAACUUGAGAGGCGUGAGGAAGAAGGUGAGAGUCAGACAGAAGCAGCAUCAGGAAAGUCAGAGACGAGAAGGGAAAGAGGAAACUGGUCAAGAAUAUCAGGUCUGAACAGCAAAAGAAACAGGACCAUAGGAAUAGGUGAGCUAGACCAGUUGGUGGUGAAUGUUGCAGUCACUGAGACGAUAAUCCGAUGGGCAUCUUGCACGCAUAUUCCCACGGCUCCAUCCCUCACCUUGUCUCUCGUCUGCUAGUAACAAAUCGAAGAAGACUCUUAUGAGCAUUAAUUAUUCUAUGUACACAUCUAAUUUUGGUCUUGUUUUGUCUUUGUUCUGUAGUAAAAACCUUUCCAUGAAAAAAAACAACCUGAGAUGUCUCAGAAAUAGUGUGUGGUUUGGAUUUAUUUAUAAAAGUUGAUGCUUGAUUAUGUUUA
This is a messenger RNA of Raphanus sativus (radish), 2054 nucleotides long. RefSeq names its product calcium-dependent protein kinase 26. The transcript has 5 exons. The record is from RefSeq and is a predicted model, not a curated record. Bases 298 to 1875 code for a protein of 525 amino acids. Gene Ontology annotation, biological process: protein autophosphorylation; intracellular signal transduction; peptidyl-serine phosphorylation. Gene Ontology annotation, cellular component: nucleus; cytoplasm. Gene Ontology annotation, molecular function: calcium/calmodulin-dependent protein kinase activity; calmodulin binding; ATP binding. NCBI's taxonomy places the organism in Eukaryota, Viridiplantae, Streptophyta, Magnoliopsida, Brassicales, Brassicaceae.